Molecule: messenger RNA, 3086 nt
Organism: Diachasma alloeum
Lineage: Eukaryota; Metazoa; Arthropoda; Insecta; Hymenoptera; Braconidae
Product: trehalase
Exons: 10
Coding region: 308-2041 (577 amino acids)
Biological process (GO): trehalose catabolic process
Molecular function (GO): alpha,alpha-trehalase activity
Source: RefSeq, a predicted model, not a curated record
UUGGGCAGUCACAUCAUAUGCCCCCGGCCGCUCGCGUCCCAUCUCUCUUAAUUUCAAAAUUUCCAUCAGUUUUCCCUUUGUUCGUUUUCGUUGAAAUAUUACACUUGAUUGUACACAUCAAUAUCCGCGUGUGCGCCAUAAAGUUCGUUCCCUGAAAUUGCGAUUUUUAUUACGGGAAUAUAUAAGGGGAGAUUUGACAGUGGCAGGGGCGUUUCCGGGAGACGGAGGGAAUCAGAAUUGAUUGCUGCUUCUGUUUUUACGUUGAAAUUGUCAAAGGUUUCGGGGUGUGCAAAUAAUCCGGGAAAACAUGGCGAUGCACGUGUUUCUAUUUAUGUUGAUGCUGAGUGGUGUUUACGGCGCCAGCAUCGUUACGAGGUACAACGAGGAGAAUAUUCGAACGGAUCUUUGUGACAGCCAAAUUUAUUGCCAGGGGGAACUACUCAGGACCGUGCAAUUGGCGAAGAUAUUCAAUGACAGUAAAACAUUCGUCGAUCUUUAUCAGAUUAACGAUCCGGCCGUGACUUUGGCGAAUUUCGAAAAAAUGAUGGAGGCGACGGGUAGAAAGCCGAGCCCAGCUCAGGUGGCUCAGUUUGUAGCGAGUAACUUUGACAACAGCGAUGAGGCAUUACCCUGGAAUCCACCAGACUGGCAGGCAAAUCCAACGAUACUCAACCGAAUCCAGGAUUCAAAGUUUCGCGAUUGGGCGCAUCAGUUGAACGGCAUCUGGAAGAAUUUAUCGAGACAAAUGUCGGAUAGGGUACUUCAGUAUCCCGAGAGACACAGCUUCAUCCCGGUUGAGCACGGGUAUAUCGUUCCCGGUGGUCGAUUUCAAGAGUUCUACUACUGGGACAGCUACUGGACCGUGGAAGGACUCUUACUAUGCGGAAUGAAGGAAACGGUGAAAGGAAUGCUAUUAAAUUUGCUCUCCGUCGUGCAAAGAUUUGGCUUCGUACCGAAUGGAGGUCGUAUAUACUAUUUGAUGAGGAGUCACCCACCGCUGUUAAUCCCCAUGGUUGAGAAGUAUGUGGACGCAACUGGUGAUGAAGAGUUUCUCGCUGACAAUUUGUUGACACUCGAGCAAGAGUUUAAUUAUUUCCAACGGGAGAAGGGGGUUGACGUUGUGAGGAAUGGGAAGACCUACAGGAUGGCGCGGUACAUCGUCAGUAGUGAAGGUCCACGUCCGGAGAGCUAUCGAGAGGAUUACAACCUAGGAAAUCUCUUCCCAGAAAAUAGGAGAAAAGAAUUCUUCGAGGAUCUCAAAGCAGGCGCUGAAAGUGGCUGGGAUUUCAGUUCCAGGUGGUUCGUAACCAGUGGAAACAAGUCGGGAAAUCUCAGUGACACAUCCACGAGAAACGUUAUACCAGUCGAUCUCAACGCUCUGCUCGAGCGAAAUGCACGUUUACUUGGAGAAUUCAAUAAGCGGCUGGGAAAUGGAGUGAAAGCCCAGAAGUGGCUGGAUAUUGCGCGGAGUUAUCAACUGGGAAUUGACGAGGUACUGUGGAAUGAAGAGGCCGGUAUCUGGUUGGAUUAUGAUCUGAAGAAUAGACAGUCGAGGAGGCUCUUCUAUCCCAGCAAUUUAACGCCACUUUAUACAAAAAGUUUUGACAGCUCAAAGUCGGAAAUUUAUGCGAAGAGAACUGUUGAAUAUCUGAAGUCGCAGGGAAUCGGCGACUUCAUGGGUGGAACACCGUCUUCGCUGAGCAUUACGAAUGAACAGUGGGACGCGCCCAACGCCUGGGCGCCUCUCCAAUCGUUUAUCGUUCAAGGACUCUACAAUACGAAUGCUGAACCAGCACUCACGGCUGCUAAGGAGCUUGCGUCAAGGUGGCUCAGAGCAAAUUACCUCGGUUUCGAGGAAUAUGGGGUCAUGUUUGAGAAGUAUGACUCGGGAAAUCCUGGACACUACGGAGGCGGUGGUGAAUAUACGGUUCAACCGGGUUUUGCCUUCACGAAUGGAGUAGUUUUUGAAUUUCUAGACAUGUAUCCGGACAUGACAUUAAGCGACACUGAAUACGAAGGGCGUAACAUUCUCGAGAGAUAAACAAUCGAAUGCCGGGAGCGUUCAUCUACAAUUCCUCUUUCAUUCGCUAUCUAGUCUUUAGAAUAGAAUGUGCAAUUUUCCGGGGAUCCAGAAAAUGGAUUUGACUCACAGAAGCAUGGGAAUGGCUUUAAAGGGGUUUAGAGCUGUUCCUCCCUUGAGAGAGGACAACUGAUCGUUGGAAUUGUUAAGCCUGGCUGGGUUAUACUGAAUACUAAAGAAGAAAACGUUUGGCAAAUUUUCGUAGCAAUCCAUUUGGUUGAUUAUUUCCUAUCCUCUUCAUUCAAUCCAUGUUAUUUGCAGGGAAAUUUUAUGGUAAUUUUGUAAUGGAAAGUUUCACUUUAUAUUUCGAAGUUUAAUGUUUCGAAAUGCUUCAUGAAGUCGUGUGAUAUUUUAGUGAGAUUUCAGUAGAAAAAUUUCGAUGUUCAUAUGGCAAUUAAAGUAAUUAAUUGAGAAGUAUGAGAAAAAUUUGAGAGACUAUUGCUUUUAUUUUCUUAUUCGUUCGGAAUUUCACUCAUGCGUUUUUAAAUUUUCAUUGUCGAUUUUUAUGAAGGAUUCUUCAUAAAAUUUAAUUUUGUAAUGGAAAAUUUCACUUUGUAUUUCGAGUAGAAUGUUCUGCAAUGCUUCGUGAAGUCAUGUGAUAUUUUAGUGAGAUUUCAGUAGAAAAAUUUCGAAUUUAAUGCGACAAUUAAACAAAUUAAUUGGGAAAUAUGGAAAAAAUAAUUCAUGCGUUUUUAAAUUUUCACAAUCGAUUCGAAUAUUUAAAAGACCAUCUGCAAAGAAUUAUUACUAUGUAAAAAUUUUAUGAACUAAAACUUUAAAUCUAGAUAAAAGUGUUGGGGAAUUGCAAUGCAACUGUCGAUUAAUUUGCAAUAAAUUUCUAACAAUGUAUAGGAAAAUUUAGAUAAGUUAUAAAUAUUAUUAUUGAAUAUUAAUGUAUCUUACGUUAUCAGUAUUCCCCACAUCUCACUGAUCCCUCAAUCGACGAAAAAACGAUCGAGUAAUCAGUUUGAAUGGGAAUUGAAAUAAAUUAUUGAAUAAAAAUGAA